Molecule: messenger RNA, 1452 nt
Organism: Acaulospora colombiana
Lineage: Eukaryota; Fungi; Glomeromycota; Glomeromycetes; Diversisporales; Acaulosporaceae
Source: the annotation of a GenBank genome assembly
AUGGGUUCCGAUCAAAAAAGAUCUCUAAAUUUAAACUUGGUUUUGGAAACUCCCAGCAUUGAUAGGGAAGGGUACGAAGAAAAGCUCAGAGAUUAUGUUGAAAACAUGUUUGAAGAUCUAAAACGAUCCACAAAGAAACCGGCUGAUGCUUUAAAAAUUUUUCAAACUGAUAUAAUGACAUUUUCGGACCUUGAUCUUAAUGACAAUACUUUUUGGAGGAAUAAAUCGUCAAAUAUUAAACUUGGAGAGUGGUUAAUUCAACUUUCUUGCUUGAUCCCAAUCCAAAUCGCUAUCUCCCGAAAUAAUAUAUUUAAGCCGCUUCUAAAUGGAUUGGCAUCAGAUGAUAACAUGAUGGAUGACAUUGGGAGUGAUGGUGGAUUUCACAUCGAUAUUAUUGCGCAAAACAUUUCAUUUGGAUGGUAUGAAGGAAUCUUCAAGCAUUUUGGUGACCGCCAGGUUAAAGUGAUCUCCAACCUUAAAAAAAUGUUGGAUAAGCAAGAACCGAAAUAUGAUGAUGCAAAAUCCUUUUUACUAAGCACUAAGAUGAUUAUGGCAAAAAUUAUGACCUGCGAUUGGAGUUCGUUAAAUGAAAACUUUGUUCACACUCGCAUGUCGAUAUUAAAGAGUCUACUCCAAACGGCCAUAUAUAUCGGUGCGGAAGAAAAAGGUCCGGCGAUUGUGAGUUUGAUGAAUCACGAUAGGAGAACUAAAAUUGACGACCCUGAGGUCAUGUUAUCCGAAAUAUUUAAAGAUUUAGCUAAUUCGAAGCCAAAAUUGAACCGAACCCUCAUCGAGCAAAAGAUUAUAUUUCACAUCGCAUCUUCUGGGAACGUACAGGGUUCAAAGGUGUUCAAGAGCAACAAGAAUUCGCAAAAUGUGAUCAUGAAUGUCCUGAUGAGAUACAUCGAACAGGCGGAAACAAUAUUAAAUCAUAUUGCGAAUUGCCUCUUUUUCACCCAGAUCAGAAUCCAUCAUUGCAACCAACAAAUGGUGUUGGCUAUAUCUCACCACUUUUACUGUGAAAACCCUAGUAAAAGAGAGGAAACCAUAUUUCAUAUCAUAUUCAUGUUGGAUACAUCUGGUUCCAUGUCAUUAAACGAUAAAAAGCCUUUGCCAGACGCACCAUGUUAUGAUAAGUUAAAACAAGACCAUAAUAAUAGAAUCGGGGCGAUAUACAAUGCGGUUUAUGCAUUCAUGCAAGCGUGGUCGUGUAGGCAACUUCAUGGACAAACCAUGAAUAAAGACGCCGUGUCACUAAUACUAUUUAACGAUCAAGUCACAGUUCCUUUUGAGAAUCAAGCUUUUGAUGAUUCCGAAGCAUUGUUAGACCAAAUGAUUAAACACAAGGCUCGAGGUGGAAGAGAUUUUGGUCUCGCCAUACAAAAAGCUGGAUUUCUAAUUAAUCAAUAUUACGAGGCAAACAAGUACGAAGUGAUACUGGUUGCGUGGUAG